AUGUCCGACAACACUGAGCUGAGCGAUGCGGACAAGAUCCGUUUGAAGCGACUGGCAAGGCUUGGAACAUCAACACCAACUCAGCAAGAUGGGCAAACGAGUGGUCAAGCAUCCCCUUCACCUACUGCUACCCCAACUACCACGCAUACGCCCGCGUCUGCUGGAUCCCGACUACUGUCCACACCUCAACCAACUCCUUCAACCUCUUCUUCUCCUGCGGCUUCUUCGAGCAAGCCAAUACAAAUUGCGUCAGUUUCCAAGCCUGCAGCAGAAAGAAACAGCACCAAAACACCGACUCUCGCCCUUGGCAAGCGCCCCACUUCAUCAACACCCACCAGCGAGUCUGUAGGGCCCAGAGUGGUACCCUCAAAAGCAUCGAGUCACCUUGCCAGGGUAGAUUACAAACAGUGGGAAACCAAGAAAGUUGGAGAGGUGUUUUCCGUCACAUUGAGCAAACAGAAAGCUAUUGAGAUUGACUGGAGAUUAUGCUGGCUGAAAGGGUUGGAAGAGGAGUUGAUCGAAGAAAGUGAGUGCCCUCAAAAUUCAUUCACCAACGACGAGAAGACGACCUGGACAGCGGCUUUUGAGAAGCUGAAGGCUUUGGUGAUCUCGUAUUGUGGUAUGACAUUGGAGGAUCCAACUAUGUUCCCUCAGCCGAAAGACAAACCUGUCGGACCUGCUGAAUUUCUACCGCUUCUUCUUGCCAUCGAUGUACCAUCGAGUACAAAUGGCGAUCAGUACACAUCAUCGGCUCAGUCGUCUGCUCCACCUAAGCCUGGCGCUCUAUUCGGUGCAGACUUGCUCCCAUUCCUCAAUGACCUGGCCAUUGGCUUCCCUAGCGAUACCAUGGCCGACGUGAUCACCCCUACCCUAAGUUUGUUUUUCCAAGAAUGGUAUAAGAUCACUCCGACACCGGAUAUCAUGGGUGCGGAUUGGAGAAGAUACCUAGGCGCUGUGGCGUUGCUGGUCCAAGUCAAAUCCAUUGCUGCUUUGUCUCUUCUGGGUCCACUUACCAGAUUAAAUGUGUUCCCACGAGAAUUCCCUGAGAUCUGGAAGACCUACUUCUCGAAUCCUACCGAGCGAAAGAAAGAAGACAUAGAGGCCAACAAGAGCAAUCUACGAUAUACCCUAGGCGGUCUGCAUGGAUCACUUUUCAACAUAUACAAUGCGAUUGUUCGCGCUUCCCCGGAGUCGAGGGAGGGUAUACUCGAUUUCUUCGCUUUGACUAUCAAAUUGAACGAGAAGCGAGCAGGAAUGAGGAUUGAUAAGGUCGAUCCUGCUUAUUACAAAACGUCGAAGAGGGUGGAUAUAACAGAGGAAACCAAGAUAAGAGGAACUAAAGAGGAAGCAGAUGAAUAUUCUGGUGGUUCAAUGGAAGAGAUUGAGAAGGAGCUGAAGCGGGCUGAAGCUCAAAGAUCGUCGUGGGCUGGAAACCCGGCAAUGGAAACACAGGGGGAGGCCGCAAUCAAGAAAUUGAAAGCACCUCUGGAAUUCCGAAUGUUACCGGAAUACCUGUUCGACAAUAUUACCGAAUACUUCGAUUUCCUUGCUAGAUACAAUCCCGAUGCCUUGGACGAUGCUGAUAAGGACAUCGUGAUCACCUUCGUGGUAACGUUCCUCUCGCCCAACUACGUCAACAACCCAUUCUUAAAGGCCAAGCUUGUUUCGAUACUGUCUUACGGUCUUUGGCCUAUGGGCUACUGGCGUAAAGGGGCUUUGUUCGAUCGACUGAGCGUGCAUAGCUUGUCUACCGAAUACCUGAUGCCCACAUUGAUCAGAUUCUUCAUUGCAACUGGUGGACAUACUCAAUUUUGGGACAAAUUCAACUUUAGACGGGAUAUUCAGCGCAUUUUCAAGUCUAUGUGGGAGAAUCCUCUUCAUCGAGAGGCCUUCGUCAAGUCAAGACAUGACGACUUCGACCAAUUCAUCCGAUUCGUUAACAUGCUUAUGAGUGAUACUACCUUCCAUCUCGAGGAAUCUCUCACCGGAAUGGCCAAGAUUGCGUCAAUCCAGACGCAGCAGGCGAACACUGAAGCAUGGGCAGCACUCCCUCAAAACGAAAGGGAAGAUCAGGAGAGUCAGCUUCGACAGGCCGAGAGCUCCGCUCCGUUCCAUACACAGAUGGGUCUUGAGAAUGUCAAGUUGAUCAGGGAUAUCACUGCGACGACUAAGGAGCCAUUUGUAACCUCAGAGAUUGUUGAUCGAUUGGCCGCUUCUCUUGACGAGAACCUCGCUGUUCUGGUGGGGCCGAAAAUGUCCGAAUUGAAGGUCACGAAUCCCGAGAAAUACUCAUUUAAACCGAAGGAUUUGCUUGCUGCAAUCGCUCAGAUCUAUCUCAACUUAGGGAAUGAACCAGAGUUCAUACGAGCGGUAGCCAACGAUGGUCGAAGUUAUUCCAAGGAGUUGUUCGAGAAGUUCGCACGAUUGUUGAAGCACCGAGCUAUCAUGACUGAUGCUGAGGUCGCAGAGGUGGUCAGCUUUACGCAGAAGGUAGAGGAUAUGAAAGCCACUAUCCAAAUGGAGGAUGAGAGAGAGGUUCCAGAUGAGUUCCUUGACCCCUUGUUAUCAACUCUGAUGAAAGACCCAGUCAUCUUGCCUGUAUCUCGUGUUGUGAUCGACCGAGGUACCAUCCGAACUGUCCUGCUUUCCAAGGAAGUGGACCCUUUCAACAAUGUACCUCUGAAAUACGAGGAUUGUAUACCUGAUACCGAGCUCAAAGCCAAGAUCGAUGCUUGGCUGGCCGAAGGCAACACCCAAAAGGCAGCUGAUGUCAUGGAUGUGGAUCAACUGUAG
This is a messenger RNA of Kwoniella botswanensis, 2793 nucleotides long. RefSeq lists its product as uncharacterized. Gene Ontology annotation, biological process: protein polyubiquitination. NCBI's taxonomy places the organism in Eukaryota, Fungi, Basidiomycota, Tremellomycetes, Tremellales, Cryptococcaceae. The transcript has 22 exons. Gene Ontology annotation, molecular function: ubiquitin-ubiquitin ligase activity. The record is from RefSeq and is a predicted model, not a curated record. Bases 1 to 2793 code for a protein of 930 amino acids. Gene Ontology annotation, cellular component: nucleus; cytoplasm; ubiquitin ligase complex.